AUGUCGUUAAAAAUUGAGCUUAGGGAUGAAGAACAAGGGGUAACAUACACUAUUGGAGUAAGUCAGGAAGAAUUUAAUGAAAUUGUAGUCAAUGGAAAUUUAACUCUUGCUACAGAGCUGCUUCAGCAACAGCAAGAGAGGGACAAUUUCAAAAAAGCCUUUGAAUUUGUCCAUGAUAUUGAUGAUACUCCUGAAUGUUCUUCUGUCUCAACCUCAAGAACACAAAAAGAGGCCAUUAAGGAGAAUUGUGUGGACAAUAGAAUUGAAAGCAAUAAUUCAUCUAUUCAACGUGAUGGUAUAGGACAAGAUAUACAAGGUACUAUUCCAUCUAGUCUGGGUAGAUUUAAGCCUGUAUUUUCACAAGCACAGGAAAAGGAAUUGGCUGACCAUAUCAAAGAUCUAGAUAACAGAUUUUAUGGACUGCGUAUGAAAGAUGUUAGAUGGAGCCUAAAAAGAAGUGCUCUUGGUCGCCCAGAAAAAUAA
This is a messenger RNA of Acanthoscelides obtectus, 483 nucleotides long. NCBI's taxonomy places the organism in Eukaryota, Metazoa, Arthropoda, Insecta, Coleoptera, Chrysomelidae. The record is from the annotation of a GenBank genome assembly.